AUGGAGGCAACUAAUUUAGCGCUGUCUUCGAGAGAAUCCAAGUCCCGGAGUGAUCACAAAGUUAUGGAAAUGAACAGCAAACCCAAUCAAGUAGGAACAGUUCUUCUAUAUGGGGUGCCAAUAGUGUCGCUAGUCAUUGAGGGCAUAGAGCGCCUCUGUUUAGCUCAGAUAUCGAACACACUGUUAAAGCAGUUUUCCUACAACGAGAUACACAAUAGAAGAGUUGCUUUGGGCAUCACUUGUGUGCAGUGUACGCCUGUGCAAUUGGAGAUUUUGAGGCGCGCUGGUGCAAUGCCAGUUUCUUCAAGACGUUGUGGAAUGAUAACCCGUCGAGAAGCAGAGCGACUGUGCAAAUCAUUUCUGGGCGACAACGCCCCGCCAAGGCUGCCUGAUGACUUUGCAUUCGCGGUACACCAUGAAUGCGCUUGGGGAUGCCGUGGUGCUUUCCUACCAGCCCGAUACAACUCAUCCCGUGCUAAAUGCAUCAAAUGCACUUAUUGCGGCCUAUUCUUCUCACCGAACAAAUUCAUCUUCCAUUCGCACCGAGUCGGUCCUGGAGACAAGUACGUUCAGCCGGAUGCCGCUAACUUCAAUUCUUGGAGACGACAUAUGAAGCUGAGCGGGAAUCCUCCAGUAGAAGUGGUUCAUGCUUGGGAAGACGUUAAGGCUAUGUUUAAUGGCGGUACACGGAAGAGAAUGUUGUCUGCCGCUAGAAGGGUACCUAUCCGCAGGUCGGAGGAGAGCGAGGCGAAGCGUGUGCCGGCCAGCCCUCCGAGCGCUCACACGCCGGUCCCAAGGCUCGCUGACUAUGUGUGGGGCGCUAGGCUGCCUCUGCCGUACGCUUUACCGUGGCUUAAGCCAACUUUGUGGACGCCAGGUGCACUAACAGCUCUAAGCGGAGUGGGGGCUAUGGAGGAGCCACGUGCAUUCCGACCGGUGAUCACGCAUCGUUUGGACUCGCCACAGAUAUCACCACUUACAUCACCGUCACGAUCACCGAACAGAUCGCCAAUAAAUAAAUCUCCCAGCAGCCGCUCGCCGCUCCGGUCACCGCUCCAGUCGCCGUCUCGCUUAUCGCUUCGCUCGCCGCCCCGUUCCCCGCUGCGCUCUUCGCCCGCGCGAUCCACUAAAAGCGACCGCGAUAGCGAUGAAAGUGUCGACAUUGAAACAACCGAAGAUGAUCAGACUAAAGAUGUGUCAUGCACGUGGCCAUGCCGCAGCGUGCCCACCCCACGCCCCGACUGCUGGAGCAGCCUCGUGCCCAAGGUGGAGAGAGAAGAGGACAGGGAACCAUGGCGUCUCCCAGACCUACGUCCACCAAUUCACUACUUGCAUGACCGUGAGAGAGACAGCUGCGCCGCAUGUGUUGCUCCGCUACCACUGCUACCGCCGACAGCACCAGCGCCGCAUUAG
This is a messenger RNA of Zerene cesonia (dogface butterfly), 1413 nucleotides long. RefSeq names its product SKI family transcriptional corepressor 1 homolog-B (gene fuss). Gene Ontology annotation, cellular component: transcription regulator complex; nucleus. The record is from RefSeq and is a predicted model, not a curated record. The transcript has 9 exons. NCBI's taxonomy places the organism in Eukaryota, Metazoa, Arthropoda, Insecta, Lepidoptera, Pieridae. Gene Ontology annotation, molecular function: SMAD binding; RNA polymerase II cis-regulatory region sequence-specific DNA binding; DNA-binding transcription factor activity, RNA polymerase II-specific. Gene Ontology annotation, biological process: negative regulation of BMP signaling pathway; negative regulation of transcription by RNA polymerase II. Bases 1 to 1413 code for a protein of 470 amino acids.